AUGUGGAAACAGAUUAUAAGUAAGCUUCCUAAGAAGUCUUCUUCUAAGAACCAUUCUUCGUCUAACGCCACUGCAUCCACUUCCAAAACUAGUGACAAUGGCGCCGGAAAAUCAGCGAACUCUCACACCAAGAACCCCCCCGCUGCGAAAUCUGCUGCUUCUCCUCCCGAUUCAGGGUUUAAAGAUGGGAACUUGAAAGGAAACGUGAACGGUUUCACGCCGUACGAAGCGUUGCCGAGCUUUAAAGACGUUCCAAACGCAGAAAAGCAGAGCCUGUUCCUGAAAAAGCUGAGCUUGUGCUGCGUUGCGUUUGAUUUCGGUGAUCCAACGAAGAGCGUCAAGGAAAAAGAGAUUAAGCGGCAGGCGCUGCUUGAGCUUGUGGAUUAUGUGGCUUCUGCGAACGGGAAGUUCAGCGAAACGGUUAUCCAAGAAGCGGUAAGAACGGUUUCUGCUAACAUAUUCAGAACCUUGAAUCCUCAGCCUCGAGAAAACAAAGUAGUUGAUGCUUUAGACUUGGAGGAAGAAGAGCCUUCCAUGGAUCCUGCUUGGCCUCAUUUGCAGCUCGUCUACGAGCUUCUCUUGAGGCUUAUCGCUUCACCAGAGACCGACACCAAGCUGGCUAAGAAGUACAUAGACCAGUCUUUCGUCACACGGUUGCUUGAUCUGUUUGAUUCCGAGGAUCCUAGGGAACGAGACUGUCUUAAAACCGUCCUGCAUCGCGUCUACGGCAAGUUCAUGGUUCAUCGUCCUUUCAUCAGGAAGUCAAUAAACAACAUUUUCUACCGGUUUGUUUUCGAGACGGAGAAACACAACGGGAUCGCCGAGUUUCUAGAGAUCUUGGGGAGCAUCAUCAACGGAUUUGCUCUGCCGCUUAAAGAAGAGCACAAAGUGUUUCUGGUUCGAGCUCUUGUGCCUCUACACAAACCGAAGUGCCUGCAGAUGUAUCACCAGCAGUUGUCGUAUUGCAUCACGCAGUUUGUGGAGAAAGAUUGCAAACUCGCUGAUACGGUUAUAAGAGGGCUGUUGAAGUCUUGGCCCGUCACGAAUAGCUCCAAGGAAGUCAUGUUUCUCAACGAGCUAGAGGAGAUACUAGAGGCGACUCAGCCACCUGAGUUUCAACGGUGUAUGGUUCCGUUGUUUCGCCGAGUUGCUCGGUGUUUGAACAGUCUUCACUUUCAGGUAAUUUGUUUAUACCGUUUCACAUUUCUCCAGUUGCAUUUGAGGUUUUGCUGGUCUUGGGAAUGA
This is a messenger RNA of Thlaspi arvense, 1245 nucleotides long. The record is from the annotation of a GenBank genome assembly. NCBI's taxonomy places the organism in Eukaryota, Viridiplantae, Streptophyta, Magnoliopsida, Brassicales, Brassicaceae.